AUGAUAACUAGGAUACAUACGGUAGCCGGGAUAAAAUCUAAACCAUUGAUUGUCCAGACAAAAGGCUCGGAUCAUACGUCACACCACUACAGAUCCCCCUAUCCGUCUUUAAGUAAUUUGAUUCCAAUUCAGACAGUAAAAACUUUCCAAGACAAACAUUUUUCUUCUUCAAACCUAAAAUAACUAGGACACAUACUGUCCCGGGAUGAAAUCCAAACCAUUGAUUGUCCGGACGAAAAGCUCAGAUCACGCAUCACACCACUACAGGAUCCCCAUAUCCGUCUAUAUAUAAUUAUAUAUACAGCCUAGAGAGGCACCCUUCACGUCCCCUGUUGCUUGACGAAUUGCUUACAGAAGACUCCUAGUCCUGUCCACCACCGGUUUUUCCAAACAAACAAAGAUCAACUUCCCUUCAAGAGAUAGUCAAUAGAACCGCCUCCGAAAGUUUUCCAACCAAAGAGAAAUCAAGUCCAUUCAGAAGAUCUUCCAAUUAUGACUGACAGCAGCAGCAACAAAGAACAAGACGAUCAAACUGAUUUGAAUUCCAAGCAUUCGACUGAAGAAAAAAGCACAUACGAGGAGGAGGAUGUUGGUUGUUCCAAACAAGAAGAAGAUGAUAAUGAUUAUGACACAAGUUGUUCUGAACCCAAAUCCGAGGAUGAUAGGGAUGACUUCAAACCAAACUACGAGAAUGAUGAUCCUUCCUUUUGGUUCAAGGAUGAAUACAAGGACAACAAUGUCAAUACUUUUGAACAACAAUACUGCUGCUUUCCACUCUCUCACAUUAACAAGUCUCAUCUCGAAGAUGGAAAUCGGAUCAUCAUGCCGCUUUCUGCUUUUGAUGAACUCAUGUCGCUGAAAAUCAAAUACCCUAUGGUUUUCGAGAUCAUAAACCCUGAGUGCGAGCGAGCUUCACAUUGUGGGGUAUUAGAAUUCAGCGCAGAUGAGGGUUUUGUUUUCCUGCCAGAAUGGAUGAUGAAAAACCUGCAACUGUACGAGGGACAACUAGUAACCCUAAAGAGCACAACCCUACGCAGAGGUACCUACUUGAAGAUACAACCCCAUAGCAUGAAGUUUUUUGGGCUCUCCGACCCAAAAGCUGUGCUUGAAAAAACCCUACGAGUCUUCUCUUGCUUGACUAUUGGAGACACCAUCAUGCUCAAUCAUGACAAUAAUAAGUAUUACAUCGACAUAUUGGAAGCCAAACCUUCCUCUGCAGUAUCUGUUGUUGAGACGGACUGUGAAGUAGACUUUGCUCUGGCUUUGGACUAUAAAGAACCUGAAAAGAAACCACAAGCCUUGACUAUUCCAAAGAGGGAAGCCACUAAAGCUGAAGAAGAGAAAAGCACAAUGCCUAAGCUCAUACCAUUCGCUGGUGUAGCCAGACGUUUGGAUGGGAAACCUUCGAUAGCACCAGCCGAACUAGGUUCUAUUUCCACUGCCACACCCAAACCAGAUAGACAUGUUGCCGCUGACUCAAAUUUCAAAUCAUGCAACUGUCUGGAAAAACUUGUCUCAGGUUCUAAAGAUUUCAAAGAAAAGGUUUUGAAGGACGAUGAGCAAAAGUUUCAACCAUUCACAGGGAAGAAGCAUACAACUAGGGAUAGCAGUGAAACUUCUUGUUGAACGCUGUAACUUUUGUGCAUCCAACUAGGGAUAGCUGUGAAUUGCAUAUGUGACAAAGACGAGUAUCAUGGAUGUUUUUUGCUCAAUCAUUCCGUUGCAAUAUUUUUGCUCAAUCACGCCAAAGUACGUGGAAUGGGAUUGUGGUAAGCCAUACCCUUCGGUAUGCAGUAGGUGGGGUAGGGUACUUCAGAUCUCUUUUUCGGAACCAAAUUAGUUGAUGCUGAACAGGAAACAUUUUUUCUGAUUGUUUUAGUACUAAUAGCAUCUAUAUAUGACACUGUAUUUCAUCAAAUCAUUAAUGGUAUUGAUAUAUGAGGUUUUAUUGCCAGAGAUAGUGUACUUCAUUUGUGUGCUGCAAUAACCCAUUCUGGUUCGCAAUCAGCCCCCGAUGGGGAUUGUUCUUUCUAGAUCACAAUUCUUCAACUAUAGUGAAUUGUGGUAAUCCAGCUCGUACCCCUUUUCUCUACCCCAUACAUGGUAUUGGAUCCACAAUGAAUGGAAUGGCACCCGUGGUGUGGCCAAUAUGUCCAACAUCACAGUUGAGCCUAUAUUGUGGAUCGACGAGAAGCCUUCUCCUAUAACAUUAAAGGGCUUAUCGUAUACGCCGAGAGAUGGAGGGCCAUGGACUAUAUAAAUAAACAUUGUACACAGAUCAUGCACACACUGUAGAACUUCAAUUCUCACGUUCAAUUUUUUCUGUAGUCAUUUUUUAUAAAAGAAAAAAUUCAAUUUUCUCUAUGGGUGAGAGAGUCAUUGACUCUUAGCCGGCAUAGAAAUUGCUUCAAGUAGAAGAGCAUUGAAGAAAGUACUCAUAAUUUUUUUUCACUGAAAAUUAUGCUUUCUUCGUAUUAAACUUUGGAUUUAAAGAAUGAAUAAAUGAAAUGAGAAGAUAACGACUUUGCAAUUGCUUUUUCUGAAUUGGUGAAUCCAAAGGGAAAAAAAGCACACUACUCCACUAAAUAGUGGGAAAAGAUAAGGGUUUCUGCAAGAUUAGCUAUGUGAUAUUUUAAAGUAUAUAGCCCUACGAAACUUUGGAUUUAAAGUAUGACUAAAUGAAAUAAGAAGAGAACGACUUUGCGAUAGCCUUUUCUGAAUUGGCGAAUUCAAAAAUAAAAUAAAAUAAAAUAAAGCACAACUACUCCCCCAAAAUAUCGAGGGAAAAGAUAAGGGUUUCUGCAUGAUUAGCUAGAUGAUAUUUUAAUUUGAAAAGUUUUCCUACAUGCUAAAUUCCUAAAACAAGUAGGUACCUGUUUAAUAAAAAAUGUUUAUAUAUGUAAAAUUCAAAUAAUCUUUAAUACGUCCUAACUUCUCAAUCCAACUCUAACUCUUUUAUUUUACUUAAUAUUAAUCCUAUCCAAAAAUAUAGGCAUACCGUGUAGCAGAAGCUUAAGUUAAUAGAUUCAAAAUCCUACUAUGACUCCAGUAUCCAAAUCCUACAAUAACUCUUAUACUCGUUCAAUACAAUCAGUAGUAUCUUAGGAAAACAAAUCCUACUAAAACUUGUAUAUGUAAAACGUGUAAGGAAAGUUUCAUA
Molecule: messenger RNA, 3160 nt
Organism: Rhododendron vialii
Lineage: Eukaryota; Viridiplantae; Streptophyta; Magnoliopsida; Ericales; Ericaceae
Exons: 2
Coding region: 493-1626 (377 amino acids)
Cellular component (GO): VCP-NPL4-UFD1 AAA ATPase complex
Molecular function (GO): polyubiquitin modification-dependent protein binding
Source: RefSeq, a predicted model, not a curated record